AUGGGAAAAACACCAAAGAUUCUAAAGCCAAAAGCGGCAAGACAUAAUGCAAAUCUAGAUGCUUUUGAAGAAUUCAGGUCAAAGUAUCGACAUAAAAUUCGAUGUCUCCUCUCAAAAGAACUCGUGCAAAGCAAAAAUCCACUUCGACUAAGUCACACGGAACUUGAAGAGUUACUCGAUUUUGGUAAACGUUCGAGAGGAGAAAAAGGACUUCCUCGUCCACAGAAUCAAUGGGUAUUGUAUCGUAAAUAUAAGCGUCUCGAAGUUGACAUCACCAGAUUUGGCCAAAUUACAAAGAUUGUGGCAUGUCAAUGGCAUACAGAAACAAAUUCCGUUAAACAAUUUUUUGAAUUUCUUGCCGAAAUUAGCAAGCGUGCUCAUAAAUUAGCGUUCCCAGAAUAUCGUUUUAGACCGGGGCAAAAUUUUUCCAAAAAAAAAAAGGACAUUAAAAUGAGCGAACCUGAUCACGAUCUAGGAGUCAAUAACCUCGGAUUCAACAAUAAUACAAUUGGACAUAGCAUACAGCAACUUCCCAUCACCGAUACGAUCUCGGAAUCGCCUCAAUUUUCCGGUGAAAUGCAAUUACAAACUUUGGAUUGGAGUCACAACCAAUUGUUCGCGUAUUUUAAUCCGGAACUAUUCGCUGGGCUUAACACAACAUUUGCGACAUUAAAUUUACAGCAGCCCCAAGAGUUAUCAUCACCCGCACCGAAAAUAGACAACGUUGAUGUCUUACCUUUACCGCAGUCCCAAGAAUUAUUAUUACCCGUACCGAAAAUAGACAAUAUCGAUAUUUUAUCGUCACAAACAACCAAUGAACAAAUCGUGGUUCCUUCAAUGCCAGAAAUUAAUCAUUCUCGUUCUGUACAAUCUAUUAUUGAAUUGCAGAAACAAAUUUUUUUGCUUUCGAGUCAGCAAAAUUCGCUUUCCAAUUUAACAAACUUUCAAACGUAUCAAGAGUAUUAA
Messenger RNA from Ambispora gerdemannii, 966 nucleotides. The record is from the annotation of a GenBank genome assembly. NCBI's taxonomy places the organism in Eukaryota, Fungi, Glomeromycota, Glomeromycetes, Archaeosporales, Ambisporaceae.